Molecule: messenger RNA, 1781 nt
Organism: Alligator mississippiensis (American alligator)
Lineage: Eukaryota; Metazoa; Chordata; Crocodylia; Alligatoridae
Exons: 5
Coding region: 1-939 (312 amino acids)
Source: RefSeq, a predicted model, not a curated record
AUGAUCUGCCUGCAAACAGAAGAGCAGAAUGAAGAGUCCAAUCUUGUUCUCUCUGGCAAAACUCCUGAUGACUUCAAUAGUGGAGAAUCAGGACUAAAAAUACAGGAGCUGCCAGUACUUAGUAUCUAUGAAAACCAAGCUGUGUCCUUAUACCCAUCCGUAAAAGGAGUACAUUACACAUGGAGAUUGGCUGAAGACCGGCGGCGGAGAGCGUUGUGCUUACCCCAGGCCUGUGGACCCGGCCCGGCGCGGGGAGCGGCCUCCCCUCGCCUCCCCUCCCCCGGCUCGCGGCGCCGGCUGGGUCCCGCCGCCCGCGCUCCACUUCCGGCCGCCGCCGCCGGGGAUGCGGGCGGGAGCCGGGGCCGCCCGCGCGCCUGGGGCGAGGCGGUGCUGGGGGCCGUCCCUCCCCGGCACCGGGCGCUCCUCUCCCGUCACCCUCCCAAGUUUCAACUGGGUAUAUUAUUCACUUUCUGUCCUGACAAGUGCUGUGAAACAGCUGACGUGUUCCUCCUUGCCGUGGGAGCUGCAUAUGUAGAGUGCACUCAGCAGCACCCCCUCACCCUUGCCGCUGACGCCACCAUGGCCACCUGCAGGAGCUCCUCGCUUGGCCCACCACCGACACCGCUGCGGCUGCCUGUGGGAGCUCUCCACUCAGCCCAACCCCACUACCAACACCGCUGCGGCUGCCUGCGGGAGCUCCCUGCUCAGCCUACCACCGCCAUCGACACCACUGCAGCUGCCUGUGGGAGCUCCCUGCCCCCAUUGCCGACACUGAUGCCACCACCUAUGGAAGCUCACUGUCCUGUAUUCUUGAGGUACCUCGAUGGCCACCCUACAUACAGCACCGGCAUCCCAGCUCCCCUGUUUGGCAAGCAGUUCCCCACUCUGCUAUCAUGCACAUUAGGAGCAGCCCAGCUCCCCACCACCAUGCAUGCAUAGCCCAGUCUCCUCCCCCACUGCGUGUGCAACAUGGACACCCCAGCCCCCUCCUGGAGUAUCACCCCACCCACAGGAGUGGGGGCAGGUAGCAGAAGCUAGGUUGCAAAGGGGGAGCUCAAAGACCCCAGCUGCUGCUGCAUCAAAGUCAAGGAGGGGAGCAGUGGCUGGACAGGAGUCUACUGGCAACAUGUUAGCCCAUCAUGAGCCACAUGUCACCUGCAGGCCACCAAUUGGACAGCCCUGACCUAAUUCAUGAAACUCAUCUUACAAUUCUUGCCAAUUUCUCCAACAAGUUCAAAAGAAUAUAUGGAUAUGUAUAUCUGCUUAUCAAACAGCACUUGGCAGGAUAAUUGGUUCAGUAACAAAGCACAUUGGGUUCCUAUUUCCAAUACUAACUUUUUUAAAUAGUUAUCUCUACCUCAAAGUCCUUUAAGUUUCUUUGGUCUAAUUUUCUUCUCUCCCUCAUUUUCAAGGUGUCAUUCCUCAUUUAUACCAUUGCAAGAAGAAAAUAAGAUGUUAUUUGUCUGAUGGCUUAGCAUUUUUUGUUUCCUCCAAAAGGGAGUAUUUUAGUUUUUUAACCCAUUCUGCAUUUACAGAUACCAGUUGCCUGAGGACUUUUGCAUUUUUUUUCUCCGUGCAAAAUGGUUGGUUAGGAAAUAUUGCGAGUACCUUUGAAUAUUGACACUUUACACUCCAGUGUUUUAACAUAGCACUUCUACGAUUUAAUGCAUUUCUGUGGAUAGGUGGCUUGAGUUUAUCCCUGAGCAUUACAUUAAUCAGAAUUUGAGAGAGGCGAAUCCAGAACAUGCAUAAUAAAUGUUUCAGUUUUGCUCGUUUUCUUC